Molecule: messenger RNA, 1085 nt
Organism: Papilio machaon (common yellow swallowtail)
Lineage: Eukaryota; Metazoa; Arthropoda; Insecta; Lepidoptera; Papilionidae
Product: cuticle protein 19.8-like
Exons: 2
Coding region: 16-1011 (331 amino acids)
Cellular component (GO): extracellular matrix
Source: RefSeq, a predicted model, not a curated record
UAGUGUUGGCGUCUAAUGGGGUGCACAGUUCACAGCUCCAAGCAUCCCUGUGCACAACAAAACAAACCAAGCAAAAUGGUCUUCAAGUUCGUCAUCUUCUCGUCCUUCGUGGCUUUGGCGUACGCCAGCGCGCCGGCGGCCAUCGCAGCGGCGCCGGUUGCGGCGGCACCCGUCGCCUACACUGCGCCGUUCGCAAGAGUUGAAGAAUACGAUCCUUUGCCUCAGUACAGAUUCGGAUACGACGUCGCCGACUCUCUUACUGGAGACUACAAGAGCCAGCAGGAGCAGCGCGAUGGAGACUUCGUCCAGGGUCAGUACUCGCUUGUCGACCCCGACGGCACUCGUCGUAUUGUGGACUACGCCGCCGAUCCCGUGAAUGGUUUCAACGCGGUCGUCCGCAAGGAACCCCUAGUCGCCGCUGCUCCUGCCGUUGUCGCCGAACCCGCCGUCGUUCCUGCUCGCAUCGCCGCCGCACCUGUCGUAGCCGCUAAAGUUGCCGCCCCUGUGGUCGCGCAACCGGCUGUAGUUCCUGCCCGCUACGCUGUCGCUGCCCCCGCUCCUGCUGUCGCCGCACCAGUUGUUGCCAGAUACGCCGCAGCGCCCGUUGCAGCACCCGUCGCCGCUCCCGUGUAUGCUCGCUACGCCACCGCACCGGUGUAUGCGCGUUACGCCGCCGCCCCAGUCUACGCAUCCUACGCCGCCGCUCCCGUUGUUGCUGCACGUUACGCCGCAGGUCCCGUAGUAGCAGCCGGUUACGCUGCGCCUGUUGCCGCUGCUGUUAAAGCUGCACCCGUAGCUUACACCGCCGCGUACCCCGCGCCCGUCGCCGCCGCCUACACCGCGCAAGUGGCUUACAACGCUCCGAUCUCUUAUGCGGCCCCAGUAGCCGCUGUGCCGUCCCCUGCCCGCUUAGUGGCCCCUGCGGCUGCCGUGGCGCCAGUAGCCGCGGUGGCGCGCGCAGCGCCAGCCAAGCUCGUCCAGCCAGUUGCCGCCGGAUACAGAUACCCCUGAACCAAACCACGACUUGAUGACUCACUUUGUAAAGACUUGAUUUGUACAUAGAUAAUAAAUAUCUUUUCACUAUU